Lytechinus variegatus (green sea urchin) is the source of this 2402-nucleotide messenger RNA. RefSeq names its product L-aminoadipate-semialdehyde dehydrogenase-phosphopantetheinyl transferase-like (gene aasdhppt). Lineage: Eukaryota; Metazoa; Echinodermata; Echinoidea; Temnopleuroida; Toxopneustidae. Gene Ontology annotation, cellular component: cytosol. The transcript has 7 exons. Bases 218 to 1198 code for a protein of 326 amino acids. The record is from RefSeq and is a predicted model, not a curated record. Gene Ontology annotation, molecular function: holo-[acyl-carrier-protein] synthase activity; magnesium ion binding.
AGCGCUGCGUGCUCAUCAUCUCAUGGUGCUUGUAAACUUUCCGCUAAUUGUACUUGUUCGAUCUAGAUCUACAGUAUGUUCUUCUGUGAUGUUGACUUCAAGUUGAACUAACGAUAGAACCUAGAAUAGCUGUCAAACUUUAGAGCCAGGCAGGACGCACGAGUGAGAUGAUUAUAUUGUUCACAUCCUGCCCUGAUCUUCAAAUUGGCCACAUUGGAUGAAUGUGCUGGUAGGACAGCAUGCAUGGAGACCAGUCAGCAUUCCUCUACACAUGAAGGAUCUGACUGGAAGGAUAAGGAGUGUCAGAAGUAAGAGCAUCAUGGCAAGUCUGAGGUGGGCAUUUAAGUGCAGUUCUUGGCAGCCUGAUCAGUCCCAGUGGUUGCUUGCCUCAUCUAGCAUCCAACCUGAGGAAAAACACAGAAUUGGUCAGUUUGUCUUCACAAAAGAUGCCAAAUCUUCCAUGGCAGGGAGACUGCUGGCCCGGAAAGCAAUUCAUGAAUGUUUGAAGAUAUCCUGGGCUGAUAUCGACCUCGUCAGAACAGACAGAGGAAAGCCGUACCUUAAGAACAUGGAUGACAUUGACAAGACAAUCUACCCGAACUUUAACUUCAAUACCUCUCAUCAUGGUGACUUUGCCGUCUUGGCAACAGAGCCUGCCCUCACGUGUGGAGUGGAUGUCAUGAAGGUUGUCCGGCCCAAUCAGAAAAUUGAGGACUUCUUUCGUACCAUGAAGAAGCAGUUCACCCCUCAUGAAUGGGAGACCAUCAUGUCUGCCGAGACGCAGUAUCAACAACUUCAUAGGUUCUACAGAUAUUGGUGUCUAAAAGAAAGUUACAUUAAAGCUCUCGGCAUCGGCCUCGGCUUUGACCUCCAGCGAGCAGAGUUCAGACUGCACACCCUGGAGCUAUCUACCUCAUCCGUUGCCAUGGAUACAGAGCUCUACCUCCGUGACAGGCUGGACAAGAACUGGGUCUUCCAGGAGAUGCUUCUGGAUGAGGAUCACUAUGUGGCUGUAGCAGUACAGCUUGGACCUGAUAGGAGAAUGCCUUGCUGCCCGUCGUUCACCACCCUCUCGCCAGAGCAGCUACUCUCCACUGCACAACCCAUGCACCCAGAAGAUAUGGAUUACUGGACAUCGUUUGCUUCUAAGCAAGAAGCUCCCAACCUACCUCGAAGAAAACCAUUAGACAAGGAAUAGCUUAACGUUAUUCAUCCUUGUAAAGUACCUUCAAAACAUCUUUAAUAUGCUCCUAGCGACUUUGCUGUGGCUUUUAGCUGAGUAUGCAGCCCAUCUAUGUGCUGUUAUCACGCUGAACGUAAAUGAUGCUUCUGAUGCACCAAGAAUAUAAAUAUUGGGUUCAAAGCCUAUAUCCUAUCGUCUUUUUAAGGCCAUUGUUGCUUUUUAUCACAUGAUUUGGUGCUGAAAUUUUAUACAAAUGCCUCCAGUCAGAUAUUUGACAAAGACAAGACAAGGUGGUAUAAGCGUUGGCUUCUCCGCUACCACCAUUUGGAGUCUCGCUUAUGUUUAGCAUAACAAAAAGACAGUACUUGCAGCCCUUGCCUUGAUAUUCUUGCAGGAAUCCUAUCCAACAUAUUUUUCAAUUUUACAGUCAUUUGGCUGAAAAAAAACAUUUAUGGGAUUGGAAAGCCAGUGUGAAAUCUAGCAUGGAUCAAAGCCAAAAUGGACAUACAUGUAAACUUAUUUUGGGGUACUUAAAAGCAGAACAGUUUCUUUUCUCUGUAUUAGCUACAGGUGUAACCUGACUGAUAUCCUUUUUGCACCAAGCUUACGUCUAGCUCACACCUUUGUGUUGUAAGCUGCGUGUAUAUUGCCAUGUUAGCUGAAAGCAUCAAAUACCUAUGCAGCAUACUGCGCAGGAAAAUAUUUGGUUGCAAUUACACUCAUGCGUACAAGCUUGUAUAGAGUUGCACUAACUAAAGCAAGGUAAGUCAAAAGUUAAUUUAGCAGUGACCCUGUAUUGUCCUGCAAAAGCCACUUGCCGUUACUCGAUGUUGCUUGUUCUUGCUCGCAAUUGCUUGCCGCCACGUGUCUUUGCUCAUACAGAUUUUUGGAUGCGUACAAAUGCGCAUGUUUGAAAAAUUAAACCUCUAAGAUAGAAUGCAAGUCCUCUGCGUUAGUCUGCAUGUUGACCUUGUAUUAGCUUGUUUUGUUGGUUGUGUUGCCUUUGACUAAGAUCUGUAUCUCUCUGUAUUCAAGCAAUACAAAGCUUAAUUGCAAGCCCCAAAACGCAGAGGUAUGAGCUAGGUCUUAGCUAUCAAUACGUGCAGUGAAGCUCCCUUGUUAAAGAUUUCUGGUAUUUUCUUUUAGAAAAGAGUUUCAUUUUUUCCUAUUGUUCCUUUUUUAAGGGAUGGUCCGGGCUGAAAAUAUUUAUAUCUAAAUA